This is a messenger RNA of Ctenopharyngodon idella (grass carp), 1925 nucleotides long. RefSeq names its product coagulation factor X. Gene Ontology annotation, biological process: proteolysis; blood coagulation. The transcript has 9 exons. The record is from RefSeq and is a predicted model, not a curated record. Gene Ontology annotation, cellular component: extracellular region. NCBI's taxonomy places the organism in Eukaryota, Metazoa, Chordata, Actinopteri, Cypriniformes, Xenocyprididae. The coding region runs from base 242 to 1747 and encodes 501 amino acids. Gene Ontology annotation, molecular function: serine-type endopeptidase activity; calcium ion binding.
GAAUCAGAGUUUGUGUGUGUGCAUAUGUGUGUAAACACCAUCUGUCUAAAGGUCGAUGUUGUACAAAUAGUGAUUUUUAAAACGGUUUGCUGCUGUUUGUCAUUAUAACAGUUUCUUUAGAGUUUACAUGAAAAAAAAACUGUCUUCAGAAACAUUAAAAUCCUCCGGACUGACGUAAAUCAGGUGAAAAAACAGUGAACUCAACAAGGUUGAUUUACGUCAAAUCUGCUGCGGUUUCUUGAUGUCUGAAUCCAUGAGCUGGAUUAUUCUUCUUUUAGUACAUCUGACCUCAGCGCUUCAGUCACCAGUGUUUCUCGACAGGCGUGAUGCCGUGCGUCUGCUCAGGACUCGAAGGGCGAACGUCUUCCUGGAGGAGAUGAAACCAGGGAAUCUGGAGCGGGAGUGUUAUGAGGAGCUGUGCUCUCUGGAGGAGGCGGCCGAGAUCUUCCAGAGCAAAGAGAAAACGAUGGAGUUCUGGUACAAAUAUCAGAAUCGGAACCUGUGUCGCUUUAACCCGUGUCUGAAUGGAGGAAUCUGCAGUGAGAACCGCGGCGUUCACGAGUGUCUCUGUCCUCCACAGUACAGCGGCCGGAACUGUGAAACAGAGGUGUUUGACUGUAAAUAUAAGAACGGAGGGUGUCUGCACUACUGCAGCAUUUCAGAGCAGACGGCGGGUGUCGUAUGCAGCUGCGCAGACGGGUACCAGCUUGAUGAAGACGGACGGAGCUGCAAUCCAUCAGUGCAGUACCCCUGUGGGAAACAGUGGAGUAGUGGGAUCAUGACUCGCUCGCUGGAUGAUAUAAGCCCCACAGACACUGAUUCUGUAAACCACACCCACACCGUGACAGACUCCUCCCACUCAUUACAUCAGAACAGAAGUUCACUGGACAACUCAACUCACCUGCUAAACCAAACCACAGUUCAACAAGCCAAACCUGGUUCACAGGACGAACUCGCGGACACAGAAAGUGACAUCACAGGUGAAAAUGAGGAUACGCGCAUUGUUGGAGGUCAGCUGCAGGGUCAGGGUGGGAGUCCGUGGCAGGUUCUUCUUCGUCGUGGGGAUGAGCACGGGUUCUGCGGCGGUUCUCUGAUCAAUCAGCGUUGGGUGGUAACGGCAGCUCACUGUCUCCAGCAAACACCAGACCAUGUGACCGUCGGAGACUAUGAUAAGAUGCGUCUGGACAAAGGUGAGCAGAAGAUCAAAGUGGAGAAGGUCGUCCUUCACCCGCAUUUCCACGAAUACACCUUCGACAGUGACAUCGCUCUGCUCUACCUGUCCGAUCCUGUGACUCUGAGUCCGUUCGCCUCACCCGCCUGCCUGCCCGACGCCAACCUGGCCGAACGGCUGCUGAAGCCCGGAGAGCAGGGCCUGGUGACGGGAUGGGGUGCCACGCGCUUCCUGCAGCGUUCAUCGCGCUUCCUGAGGAAGGUGAUGCUUCCGGUAGUGGAUCAGAUGAGCUGCAUCAACUCCACGGAGCAGGUGAUCACGGAUAACAUGUUCUGCGCAGGAUAUCUGAUGGCAGAGAUGGAUGCGUGUACGGGUGACAGCGGCGGCCCCUUCAUAGUCAACUACCGGGGCACGUGGUUCCUGGCCGGGGUUGUCAGCUGGGGCGAGAGAUGUGCUGCCGAGGGCAAAUACGGAGUUUAUACAAGACUGGGAAACUAUUUAUCCUGGAUACGUGAGGAGAUGAUGAAAGAGGAAUCCAGACCCAACCAGAGCAGAGCGACUGCUGAAGUACAGUGAACAUCUGAAGAUUGGCUAACACUUUACAGUAGGCCAAGGUCCCAUUAUGCAUUUGAGCUAUACAUUUAUUGCAGUUUUUAUUAAUCUUUAGUUAAUAAAAAUACAGUUACACUGUAAAAAAGAAAAAGAUUUUUCAAAGUUGUAAAUAAAGAUUGUUGGAGUACGUUUUACAAGAAAA